Messenger RNA from Phoenix dactylifera (date palm), 4892 nucleotides. The record is from RefSeq and is a predicted model, not a curated record. NCBI's taxonomy places the organism in Eukaryota, Viridiplantae, Streptophyta, Magnoliopsida, Arecales, Arecaceae.
AAUGAGAACCAAUCUGAGAGUCGGCAUGAGCUUGUCUACUGCCACGAACGCGCUCUAUAUGUGCUGAAAUUCCCUAGGAGGCUGAAGCAUCAUCGCUCUCUCCUGCCGUCGAAGGUGGCGACCACCAACUCCACCCCCGCCGUGGCGUCUCAGAAUCCUGCACUGUUGAAGAAGAAGAAAAAAAGCAACAAAAUUAACACCAGGAACAGCGACAUCAUCAGCACCAAACCGGACAAACUCGCUGCUUUACUCACGUCCCUGCCAUGCUCCUCCCCCUCCCACCUCGACCAAAUCCACGCCCACCUCCUCCGCUCCCCCCUUCCGCCCUCCUCCCUCUUUCCCGCCUUCGACCGUGCCGUCCACGCCGUCUCCAAGACCAAGCCCAUCCUCGCCCUCCGUCUCUACCUCCUCAUGACCCGCGCCGCCCUCCGCCCUGGCCGCUUCACCCUCCCCUUCCUUCUCAACUCCGCCGCUGCCAUCCCCCUUCCCUCCGCUGGCGCCGAGCUCCACUCCCGCGCCCUCCGCUCCGGCCUCCUCUCCUUCCUCCCCGUUGCCAACGCCCUCAUCGAUAUGUACUCCAAGUGCCGCGCCCUCCAUCUCGCCCGCCAGGCCUUCGACGAAAUGCCCCUCCGCGACGUCGUCUCCCACAACGCCCUCCUCGGUGGCUAUGCCCGUCUCGGUGUCGACAUGCCUGCCGCGCGCAGGCUAUUCGACGAAAUGCCCGAGAGAAACGUGAUAUCAUGGAACGCUAUGGUCGUUGGGUACGCCAAUGCCGGUGAUCUCGCCGCUGCGAGAGACGUCUUUGAUAAAAUGCCCGUCAGGAAUGUCGUCUCGUGGACAGUGAUGGUGUUGGGAUACUGCAAGGUUGGCUCGGUAGACGCUGCUCUGGCCCUAUUUGAAGCGAUGCCUGAGAGGAACUUGGUCUCGUGGACAGCGAUGAUUACUGGGUUCUCCCAGUGUGGCCGGGCGCAAGAGGCCCUGGCACUGUUUCAUGAGAUGGAAAGGGAGGGGCUUGAGCCGGAUGCAGCUGCCAUGGUUGGUGUCAUCUCAGCAGCUGCCCAACUCGGGAGAGCCGAGCUGGCGAACUGGGUUGCAUCGUACGUCAAUUACAGGAAAAUCGAGCGGAAUGAGCGUGUCCUCACCGCUCUUGUUGAUAUGCAUGCCAAGUGCGGCAAUGUUGAUGAGGCCUCCAGCUUAUUCGAUGAGAUCUCCUCUCCAGAUGCGUACGCAUACACUGCUCUCAUUAAUGGGUUGGCUUCCCAUGGACACGGGAGGAAGGCACUUGAGAUCUUUCAAAGAAUGCAGGUGGAGGCCAUUGAGCCGGAUCCCAUCACGUUUGUUGGUGUGUUGAGUGCGUGUAGCCAUGCAGGGCUUGUUGACGAGGGUUUGUUUUUUUGGGAGAGCAUGGUUCGGGACUUUGGUAUGGAACGUGGACCUGACCACUAUGCUUGUGUGGUUGACAUGCUUGGACGGGCAGGGAGGCUUGAAGAAGCUCACGAGAUGGUGAAGAGGAUGCCGAUGGGGCCUCAUGCAGGAUCUCUGGGAGCGUUGCUUGCAGCCUGCAGGACUUAUUCCAAUGUUGACAUUGCUGAGAAUGUUGCAGAGGAGCUCUUUAAGUUAGAACCUGACAACACUGGGAAUUAUAUACUUCUUUCGAGUAUAUAUGCAGCAAGAGAACAAUGGGCAGAUGCUGCUAGAGUUAGAGCAAUAAUGAGAGGAAAAAGAAUUAGUAAGUUUCCAGGUUAUAGUUGGACCGAGGACAAACGGAGGGGCCAUAUUAAGUUGCAAACAAUGAGCUGACAAAGCUUGAAGGCAAGAGGGCUUUACGUUGAUGCUGGCUAGUGCUGUCAAGUAUAUAUGAAGCAGGGUAGCUUGCAAAGAUAAUCCUUACAAUUGAAUGAUCUUACUAAGAGUUUGUAGCAGAGAAGUGGUGCAAUCCGUAUACAAAGCGAUGGGGUGCCUGAAAGCUAGGAGGCCUGACUGUAGACAAUAUACUGGAUUUGGAUGUGCUUAGAUGGUAGGAUGAAUUCGUUGUUUCCAGAGCUCAGCAAGAAAUAAAAGAUCUCUCAUAUAAGUUAGAGCAACAAGAACUGUGCUACUCUGGUGCUCCUGCAGGGCUAGGGGUUCUUCACAUGGGCCGCCUUCUGCAAGGCAGGUCUCUUGAUGGCACCUUGCCUACCUCACAGUGCUCUUGUCGGUGGCAGUUGUUCAGAAGGCGUUUAACAAAUCCUUCAUAGAAUCCUUUGAAAUAUCAGUAUUGAGCUACUCCCCCCUUUCUGAUUAAGCACAUGCUAUUUUCAAUAUCCAGCAUUCAAAGCUCUGAACCUUUUUUAAUACCGGCAAAUCAAGGUUUGCCGUACCGAUCCCGAACCCCGUACCGGUGCCACACUAUCAUAGUAUUAGUACAGUAUGGUAUGCGGUACGCCUAACAUACCGAGUAUCGGCAUGCCACCGGUACCGAUAUGGUAUGGUACGUUAUACUAUGUGUGGCAAAUUAAGUUAGAUUCUGCAGGUUUGCCAGCAUAAAGUGUGCCUAUGUCUGGGAUUGUCAAAAUCCUUUUGCAGAUAGUGUUGUGGCUGGUGAAGCUGCUGGGAUAGCAUGGGGUUACUUUUGGCUGGACUGUAAGUGUGAUGCUUGCAUGUGCCCAUGAUACAAAAUAUGAUGUUGAAUGACAUGUAACAAUAAAUAAUCCUUUGGUCAUCUAUUUAAUUUUUGUAAUGCUUAUUAUCUUAUAAUGGUGUCAUUAUUUCUUGAUGAAGAAAAGAACCCUUACUAUUCCUUGUACAUAGACCUUAAAUAUUUAUGAAGCUGAAGUGCACCAUUUAUUGUAAUCUUAGUAUUAGGUUCAAACUCAGAAGGCCACUGCCUUGUUUUAAAGCUGCACAUUUUCCAUUGUUAUGCAUUUGAUUACUUGGUCAUUUACAUUUUCCAGGAGCUGGUUGCUGAGAAUUGCAUUGACAAUUUAGAAGGAGAAGAAGCUGAACUUUAGCAGGUCAGUUUGCCAUUGCUGAAGUUUAUAGUCGAUAUCUACAUUCUUCGGAAGUAAAAUAUUAUCUUUAACUGAUCUUGAACUUGAUUUUGCACUAGUCAUUUUAUUUGCUGAAGAUGCGCCCAAGAAUUUUGAUACGUGCUUCCAGAAGUCUAGCUAGAGUUUUCCAAGGGAGAUAGUUUAGAUCACAUACUUUUUGUUUAUCUGUAGUCUGUACCUUUUAUUCAACUGGUCAUGUCAGUCUGUCACUGAGUUUAAAUUUCUUUCAUUUAUUGCUCUGUUGAAUAAGUGGCUCAUUAAUGUGUGUCACUUAUUUAUUACUUACUGUAUUUCUUAAAUAGAGUUCUGCAUGAAAUCAGAAGAAAUGAUUGGUAUGUUGUAGACUUGCCGAUUAAUGUUAUCCAUGACGGUCCAUGCUGUUAGUCGUUAGACCCUAUGCAUGCUCCUAUAUCAUUGACAUAUGUUUAGUUAUUUGCCUACAUCAUAGACGUACAAGAAAUUCUUUCAAUGUGCCAUAAAUAUGUAAUUUGUGUUGUUUGGAUGCUAUCUUACAUCAGUGACUUGAUUUAUUGUUUAUGAAUACAAGGGCAUAUUCUCUUUAUCUAUAUAUUUAAAAUUACAUUAUUAUAACUUUCGUUAAAAGGGAAAAAAGACAUUAUUAUAACUUUCAUUAAAAGGGAAAAAGAAAGGCAUUUCACUAAUAUUUCCAACAUAGCACAGUUGGUUGCUUAUGCAAAAUUUAGUCGGCUCUUUUUAUGACAUUGUCCAAACUCCAAAGCUUACUAUAUUAAAGGAAAAGCCUCUGCUCCACAGAAACAACGAAGAAAAAGAUAAAGAACAAUGAGCUAAACUAGUAAUCUAGAAUUAUGGAGUCAACGGUUUUGGUGGGAGGGCCAACUUGUGGGCCAAUAGGACCAAACAUCGGCUAGGAUUAGAUGCUAUAGACCAUGAUUUGGGAGCUGGAAAAUAUAGCUAAUUUAUUAGAUGAGAGCUUGGCUAUUGAAACCAAUGGCCUAUCAGAAUUUUCAUAAUGUACACGUACUAAUACAUGCGCAUGCAUGUAUGUGUGCAUGUAUCCAAUAAGAUAAAGUAAAUUCUUUAAGGAUGUCUAAGCUCAGGCCUUUGUACUAAUAAUCAGGCCCAAAGCUUGCAAAUCCAAGUAACCUGGUUCGGGGCAUAUCGAACUAAACUGGUGCAAAACUGUGUCAGUUUGCUUGUUCAGUUUGAGACUUGGGCCGAACCAGUCUUAACCGAUCCAAACUAGUUUGAACCGGUUUAAAUUGAGCAGAACCGCCUAGUUCUUCUUGCUACGACUCGGUUCGAGUCAGUUCUAAGCCCUCCUACAAGUAAAAGGGAGGAGAAGGAAUCCUAAUGCCUUUUUCCUGACGGGAAUGUUUAAGAAAUGAUGGGAAGGUAAGAAAAAUUAGGGAAGAAAAGGGAUUUUUUGUAUUUUUUGAGCCUCAAUCCAAGCCAAGAUCGGUGUAAUUUCCUCUCUCUUCAUUCUUCUUUUUUUUUUAUAACUUAAAAUAGGCUAAGAAAUGGUAAAAGAAGUGAAACAACUUAUAGUACUGAUGGCUCCCUCCCUUUCAAGAAGAUGACUUCUGAUGUUAAUUGCAAGGUGUGAAAGCAUGCAGGGGAUCUUUCUGUGAUCACUAGAAUUGGAUAUUGUGACAAUUCAAAAGACAAACCUUUUCACAUCUGAUGCCUUGCAGAAGAGAGAAAUGAUGGUGCAUCAUAUUCUUAAUCUGUAGUAAAAUGUAAAGUGAACAUAUUUUAGUACUAUUCAUAUCUGUAUCAUUAGGAGUAGCAUAUCCCAUUCUUUACAGCCAAGGAACACCAUUCCAGAUAAAUUUUCUAAGUGAUUCUUCCGUAGCAUACUCAGAUUUGAUUAUCUGGAGGGCC